AUGAGCGCAAUGGGCACUUCAUCAGAGGCCAAUUCGCCAACGAAACCCGCCAGCGGCAGCUCUGAAGGAGUGGACGAAGAAGAAUCACAGCUCGAUCACAGAGCAGGCGAUGGACAAGACCGGCUGCAUCAACUUCGAGAUGAGCAUACGAUGCUCGAACAUACCGAGCAAGUACAAGCUGAGCCUCUGGCUUCAAGAUCUCCAGCACCCCGUACGCCGCAGGAGCUCGAUGAGGAGAGUUAUGGCUCCUUCUCCGCUGCUGCUUCGGCACAAGACCAACCCAUCGACUGCUUUGAGAACGAGGAGGGAGAAGCUGAGCUGGCGGCGGCGUUGGAGCGAUUGCAUCACAAGCAUACCAAACUAGACCAAGAAGGCGUGCUAAACGGCCAGCUUGACGGUGUCCCCGAGAUGGACGAUGAUGACGAUGAGUGGUGUGAUAUGCACGAGGACCUGAGGAUGUUGGGUGCGAAGGGGUUGAGGGCGAAGGAGGUGAGAGAGGUUGAUAGGGGUGUAGGAAGGAAGUGUCUGAGUCAGGUCGAAUGA
This is a messenger RNA of Zasmidium cellare ATCC 36951, 543 nucleotides long. RefSeq lists its product as uncharacterized. Bases 1 to 543 code for a protein of 180 amino acids. NCBI's taxonomy places the organism in Eukaryota, Fungi, Ascomycota, Dothideomycetes, Mycosphaerellales, Mycosphaerellaceae. The record is from RefSeq and is a predicted model, not a curated record. The transcript has a single exon.